GAUCCCUGGUCAGCACUUUACUUGCACACUCUGUGCUGUUGGGGCAACGCAAAGGUCUUCGACGAACCGGGAAGUUCUACGGAGUGUGCGGCGAAGUGUUGGCGCGUGCCAGAUUUUCAGCCCCCGAUAUUCUUGGCUACCUACGAGAUGCAGAAUACUGGCAUGAAUCUAGGCGGUAUUCCUGUCCAUGUUCGAAUGGCCAGGCCAAUGCGCCGUGUGUUACGCAGCUCAUACAGACAAAUGCUCCUUGAGAAGAGUGUGGGAUGGUGGGAACCGCUCACGGCGCCCAGUCGCUAACCCCGGCUUCAGCCAUCUGAUCAAGACAUGCGGAGUACUCCAUAAUUGGCGCCGUUUUACAGCCUUUGUGAAGAGUCGAAAGCUCCAUACUCAGCCAGCUGCCUUACGUAUGGGAGUCGUAGCCAGCGAGGAACAUCAACAUUCCGACGACAUAACGCGGCUGGCAAUAAACUGUGCUCCGUAUGUCGUACUACAACAACAAAUGGUGCGCGCCGCGCCGCCACACCGAGUCCAGGGUCGCCAUCAGGUCAGACUAUUUCCCCUGCCUCGCCCGAAAUGUCUGACUUACACGGUAAUUGGGCCGAGGAAACCCAGUACGCUCUGGUCACCAGAUAUAUCGCCAAAUAUCUUUCAUACUGUCGUUUCCUGUCGCUGACAGAAAUGUGUAUUGUAUUAUGGUAUCAUCAUCGAAUUGGCCGAAAUGACUUCAC
Messenger RNA from Trichoderma asperellum CBS 433.97, 728 nucleotides. Lineage: Eukaryota; Fungi; Ascomycota; Sordariomycetes; Hypocreales; Hypocreaceae. The record is from RefSeq and is a predicted model, not a curated record.